AUGUCAGAGGAGGAUUUUGAAAACGAGAACGACGUGCCGCCCCGAAUUUUUAUUAAUAACCUUAACAACUACCUAAGCAGAAAUUUGGCCGUGCACCUUGCCACCUGUAAACCUGGACAAACUGUGGAUGUGGAAGAUGGGUUUGAGGGAGGCGACAUGGCGGGUGAUAAGGGGAAUCAGAAUGAAUCAGACUUGCCGUCGCAACAGAAACCCAGUGGAUAUCGCAUCGUGGGCACAGUUUCUCAACCUGGCGCUGAAAUUCCGAAAUUCGUCGAGACAAUCCUCAAUUACGAGGAUCGACGGGAUUUUUACGAACACAUCUUCGAAUGUGACUGCAUAAUCUACGACAUCACCUCGGAUCAAAGUCAGUUGGAUGAGGCUUUGUGGGUUGCCUCAUCAAUAGCACAGGAUUAUGCACGUAUUCCGACGAAAAAGGUCUUCUUGCUGAUAACACACCUCCUAAGUUGGCUCGACUCGAAGACCGACAGUCAGGUACGGACUCACUUAGCCGUAACUGCCUCUCUGAGAAGAAGGAAAAGAUAA
Mesocestoides corti is the source of this 543-nucleotide messenger RNA. The record is from the annotation of a GenBank genome assembly. Lineage: Eukaryota; Metazoa; Platyhelminthes; Cestoda; Cyclophyllidea; Mesocestoididae.